UGUGUGUUUGUAUACAUGUAUGUAUGUAUAAGGGAAGAUAUGCACACACUUCUUGACCCUUGAAUCACUUAAUUGCAUGAUACUGUUCUAUUUAUGGUUUAGGAAGAAAUUCCAAUAUCCUAAAACAUCUGUUUUUAUUGGGAAUUAUAAAUGUUCAGAAAUCAUUUAAAUUCUUCAUAUUUUCUGGAAAACUGACAUCUUAAGAGUUACCCCCCAAAACACGGAUUCUUGUCCUUGUUCAUUUGUUGUGGUAUUGUUGCUUGAAAAGGUGAUGAAAAAUUCAAUGAUGCAAUGGUACAUUUUGUCGGCUGAAAACCAUACACAUCAUGCGUCGGAGAAUCAUGAAUUGAUUCUUAAUGGUUCGAUUCUAGAGAUGAACCAAAACAUGGCCUUGACCUUGCUUCCGGUGGUCAUAUACGUCACAAUCAUAAUGAUACUCGGAAUCGUGGGUAAUUUUGUCGUAUGCUACAUUUACUUUUUCAGAUGGAAGAAGAAAACUGUGAAAUAUUUUAUUGGAUUCUUAGCAGCAUACGACUUAGUAGCUUCUGUAAUUUGUAUGCCCAUUGAGAUAGCAAUGCUUCAAAACCCCGUGACCCUAGAUGAUGCAAACCUCUGUAGAUUCGUGCGAUUUACUCGUUCUGUGACGUCACUGGGAGCCGGAUUAAUGCUAGUGGUGAUUGCAGUUGACCGAUACAUGAAAAUCUGCAGGAUGACAAGUAGACAUAUUAAGAUUCCUUUCGCAAAGAAAUUAUGUGUGUCAACAGCAGUAGUUGCUUUGUUAUUUUCGUGGCCAUGCCUCAUCAUAUUCGGCCAGACCAACAGAAUAAAAUCCCCCAUUGCAGAGACAGCAUGUUCCAUCGACAGAGGAUAUUCGGACACGCCUUAUCCGACAUUGUACUACGGCAUGGUUUCUGUUCUCUUUCUGAUAAUAUCAUUGUGUCUGCUCAUAUUUUACUCUUUAGUCUUGAAAAAAUUGUGCAAACAUUCAGCUACAGGAAUAAGAAAAAGUAAAUUUACCCUUGAGAGUAACAGUAAUAAUGUAUCAUCCUCUCCAGAAAGUUUUCAAAAUGAUUCUUCUUAUCUCAGUAUAGAAACUAAAGAUUGCCCGUCUCCUGUUGAUCAAAAUUCUGAAAAAUUUCUCAAAACAAACACCAAUGCAAAUGUUUCUACUCUAAAUCGACCUUCCACUCAAAUUCGAAUGAAAAGAACUACGUUUAUGUUGUUGUUAAUUACACUUAUACACUGGGUGAGUUACUUCCCCUAUUUCGGUUUGCUUCUUGUUAAGACGUUUAAUACCCAGUUCUUGCAAAAUAUGUCCACUAAUGACCAAGUCCUCUACAAUCUCGGAAUACUGUCUCAUUUCCUCAGUAGUGGAAUCAACCCCUUUGUGUAUGGAUUUUUUAGCCAAGAUUUUCGUAAAGAGCUUCAAAGGGCUAUUCUAACAAUAAAAGAUAAAAUAGCAUGUUAAGUUCCUUCAGCAAGAUUUUGCAGGAGGAUUACAAUUAAAUAUAUUCAAUAGUAAGAAUUUUUCAGAAUAUUAUUUCAGUUAUUUUACGUUUGUAACAGGAGAAAGUUGUUAUCAACCAUAUGCAAAAGAGAGCAACCAACGCUGAAGUAUCUGAAAUAAACUUAUUUUGUAAACAGAUCUUAAGACUCGUGUUCUUUAACUUACCGAUAUAUGAAUAAUUCCUUUUUCCCCUUACUUCGACUUGACCUUUGACCCGUGUAUAUAUAGAUAAGCUACAAUUCUAGCACUUAAAAUAUGCAGUUACACCUUCGCAAGUCAAAAAAUAUUGGUCAGAACAUUCCCUGUUCAAAAGAGGCUGGUACGAUAAAUCCCUCCUUAAUGCUAAAUCUAGAGAUUAACUUUGCCUGUUGUCCUAUCAAAUUUACUUCAAAAAUGUUUUCUUAUAUCUUGGUUGUAAAAAAAACCUUGUGUAA
Molecule: messenger RNA, 1941 nt
Organism: Saccostrea cuccullata (small rock oyster)
Lineage: Eukaryota; Metazoa; Mollusca; Bivalvia; Ostreida; Ostreidae
Product: orexin receptor type 2-like
Exons: 2
Coding region: 272-1468 (398 amino acids)
Biological process (GO): neuropeptide signaling pathway
Cellular component (GO): plasma membrane
Molecular function (GO): G protein-coupled peptide receptor activity
Source: RefSeq, a predicted model, not a curated record